Molecule: messenger RNA, 1947 nt
Organism: Closterium sp. Naga37s-1
Lineage: Eukaryota; Viridiplantae; Streptophyta; Zygnematophyceae; Desmidiales; Closteriaceae
Source: the annotation of a GenBank genome assembly
AUGGACACGCCUCCAUCAAGUAAGCCCUACCGUCUCCCCCUCCCCGCACUCUCCGGCGCGGCCAAGCUGACCAUCAUUGGCAAAUGUAUGGCCACCAGGUGCAUCAUCAGCGGGGAAGGCGCCUUCCCCAUAUUCACCUCCCCCUCGUCCAACCCCCCUGGGGGGUUGUUGACUCUGUUCAACCUUAACUUCCAGCGGGCGGCAGGAGGCGUCUUUUUCAACGUGCAGACAGCGAUCAACGCGAGCAAAUGCGGAUUCGUCAUGAACAUGGCUCCUAGCGGAGGGGUGCUCAGCAGCACACCUCAUUCAAUUAACACGCUCUCCUCUACCCCCUACCCACCCUAUCCCACCAGAGACUCCUUCCCUGCAACAGCCACCCCUCCCAACCGCCUCUUCUCAGGCUGCACCUUCCGCAACAACACGGCGUCAACCGGAAGGGGUGGCGCAAUCAGCAUCAACGCAGAGAACCCCAAGGGAAGCGUGCCUGCUCUGUUGAUUGAGGGCUGCACCUUCCAGGGAAACAGAGCACUCAACGGCCGCGGAGGAGCGAUUUCAGUGUCGGGGACUGGCAGCAUUCGUAUCAAGGGGUGUCGGUUUGAAAAUAACAACGCUGGUGGAUGUGUGCCCGUUUGUGAGGAGGUUUGCCCGUUUGUGAGGAGGUGUGCCCGAGGUGUGCCCGUCUGUGAGGAGGUGUGCCCGUCUGUGAGGAGGUGUGCCCGUCUGUGUGGAGGUGUGCCCGUCUGUGUGGAGGUGUGCCCGUCUGUGAGGAGGUGUGCCCGUCUGUGUGGAGGUGUGCCCGUCUGUGAGGAGGUGUGCCCGUCUGUGUGGAGGUGUGCCCGUCUGUGUGGAGGUGUGCCCGUCUGUGUGGAGGUGUGCCCGUCUGUGUGGAGGUGUGCCCGUCUGUGUGGAGGUGUGCCCGUCUGUGUGCCCGUCUGUGAGGAGGUGUGCCCGUCUGUGAGGAGGUGUGCCCGUCUGUGUGGAGGUGUGCCCGUCUGUGUGGAGGUGUGCCCGUCUGUGAGGAGGUGUGCCCGUCUGUGUGGAGGUGUGCCCGUCUGUGAGGAGGUGUGCCCGUCUGUGUGGAGGUGUGCCCGUCUGUGUGGAGGUGUGCCCGUCUGUGUGGAGGUGUGCCCGUCUGUGUGGAGGUGUGCCCGUCUGUGUGGAGGUGUGCCCGUCUGUGUGGAGGUGUGCCCGUCUGUGAGGAGGUGUGCCCGUCUGUGUGGAGGUGUGCCCGUCUGUGAGGAGGUGUGCCCGUCUGUGUGGAGGUGUGCCCGUCUGUGUGGAGGUGUGCCCGUCUGUGUGGAGGUGUGCCCGUCUGUGUGGAGGUGUGCCCGUCUGUGUGGAGGUGUGCCCGUCUGUGUGGAGGUGUGCCCGUCUGUGUGGAGGUGUGCCCGUCUGUGUGGAGGUGUGCCCGUCUGUGUGGAGGUGUGCCCGUCUGUGUGGAGGUGUGCCCGUCUGUGUGGAGGUGUGCCCGUUUGUGUGGAGGUGCAUCUGGGGGAGGCAUACACUCGGACGGAGUCUCCCUCUCUCUCAUUGGUGUCCACUUCAAGAACAACAGUGCGCACAACCCAUCCCGUGGCACCUGUGGCUCUGGCGGCGCUAUGCACGCCAUCUCAGGACGCCCCAGCCAAGUGUCUCCAACGGAGCGUAUCGAGACCGCAGGGUGGUCGGAAGCGCGCAAGUGCACAGCCAGGUGAGGGAGAAGGCAGGUUGGCUACAUGGGGAAGAGUGGGUGAGGAAUGGGUUGGGAGCGAUUGCAGUGGGAGCGGUGGGAGUAGGGCAGCUGGGUCGGUGGUAUCCCAAGAGUGGGUGGCGGGUGGGGAGCCGGUGCAAACUCAGGUGAGAGGAGAGUACAGAUGGGUAAAGAGUGUUGAAAGGUUCAAGGGUGAGGAUCUGGGGCGGGAGUGCUGUGACGCAGUGGGAACAGGGCGACUGGGUGGUGGUGCCUAA